Molecule: messenger RNA, 1520 nt
Organism: Bolinopsis microptera
Lineage: Eukaryota; Metazoa; Ctenophora; Tentaculata; Lobata; Bolinopsidae
Product: sepiapterin reductase-like
Exons: 2
Coding region: 111-866 (251 amino acids)
Biological process (GO): tetrahydrobiopterin biosynthetic process
Molecular function (GO): sepiapterin reductase (NADP+) activity
Source: RefSeq, a predicted model, not a curated record
ACCUACAUUAUUUUACGUUUUACAUUCUCCAUAAUUAAGUAAGGUUAUCCUUUGCCAGCUCAAAUAACUGAUCAAUAGUACUAGUUAAUUAAUUAAUUAAUUAAAUAGUAAUGGCAGGUAGACAGCUAUUCGUUGUAACUGGUGCGAGUGGAGGUUUUGGUUCUGCUAUCCUCCGACAGAUAAACGCACUGUUUGGUGACCGGGCCGUUAUAAUUGCUUGUGCGAGGAACAAAUCUAAGUUAGACGAGGUGAUCACUGGUUUUUCUGCCCAAGUGAAACAUAUCUCUGUGGAAUUUGGAGAACGUGAAGGGAUAAAAGAGCGGUGUCAGGCUAUAUUUGAUUUGUGUGCUGGUGAUGGUUUUCAGUCGGUUUAUUUGUACAAUAACCAUGGGUUUGGUGGAGAUGUGAGCAAACUUGCACAGGACUUUGAUGAUAGCACUGAAAUUGACGAUUACUUUUUCCUGAACUUAACUUCAUUCCAAGUGCUAACUUCUGUGUUUUUAAAGAAUUUCCCCGGAAUUCCGCACACUUGUGUCAACAUCUCUUCACUAUGUGCUAUUGUUGCUUUUCCUUCAAUGUCUCUUUAUUGCACUGGUAAAGCUGCAAGACUCAUGAUGUACAAGUGUCUGGCAGCAGAUAACUCAGAUGUAAAAGUGUUAAACUAUUCGCCCGGGCCAAUGUUAACCACUAUGACAGAGGCAUACCACACCGACAAGAUGAAGAACGAGGAAACUAGAGGGAAAUUCAAGAAAAUGAAGGAGGAAAACUGCUGGGUUGACACUGAUGAGUCUGCAAAGAAAAUGCUGGAAAUUGUUAAAGAUAAUAAGUUUACCUCUGGUGAACAGAUUGAUUUCUACGAUUGUUAGGAUAGAUUUUGAUGGUUUUUGAUGGUUUUGUAAUGUAGCGAGAUGGUAAUUGUAAUGAGAAUGUAACUUUCUCAUGUUUCAAUUUCAGUUUUAAGUUUUUUAAAUUUUGAAUCCAGGCAAUAAAUGUGUAAGCUAAUUUCACUUUUUAAAUUUUAGGGUAGGUACUAGAUUUAAAUAUUUUGUGGACUGUUUAAUUUUAAUUGACAUAUUUUAUUGUAAAGAAUGGAUAAGUUUUAUGCAUACUUUGACUAAAGAAUGUUGUUUAAUGGAAUGUUGUUCAAUGGAAUGUUGUCUGUAAGGUGAAAACUUCUUGUAGACCACAUAUUUUAUUCAUGAUAACAUAUAAUAGACAGUGUUAGAAAUGCUCUGAGCGAAAUAAAUAAAUUAAAUAACUUCGCCCAGAAUCGGUCGUUUUUUAGGAAUUUUUAUUGUUCACCCAUUAUUGAUGAUAACCAGUGUUUUUAUCGAAAUAUUUUCGUACAUCUUUAUUACGUUAUGAUAUGCCUUUGAGUUAACUCAAUUUAUGAAGUAACAACAAACUUGGGUUGAAAAUGCUUGUGCGAUCGUGAACACUGUUGCUACAUAUCAGUGGGCGUCUAAGUAGAAUUAUAUAUAAUAUUAAUCAGUACAAUUUUUAUUUUAUAAGCAUUUAUU